Microplitis mediator is the source of this 2832-nucleotide messenger RNA. RefSeq names its product SET and MYND domain-containing protein 4-like. The coding region runs from base 122 to 2017 and encodes 631 amino acids. The transcript has 5 exons. Lineage: Eukaryota; Metazoa; Arthropoda; Insecta; Hymenoptera; Braconidae. The record is from RefSeq and is a predicted model, not a curated record.
GUUUAAUAAAGUAAAUCUGAUGUCAAGGGGAUUUUUAUUUAUUUUACUGAGGAUGAAAAUAAAUUUUGGGUGAAAGGUUGUCUGAGAUUAAUUUAAAAAAUUAAUUAUUAAAUCAUUAUUAAUGUGUUGUAAAAAAAAAGAAUCUAUAAAAAUAUUUCAAAAGCGUUUGUCAGUUAUGGUGGACUCAAAGUGUGGUAGUUAUGAAAGUUUAAUAAAGAACAAGCUAAAAGAAUUGUCGGAGAAGUAUGAAAAGCCGGAAAUAGAAAUAAAUUUAGUAGACAAAAAUCUUGCUGGAGAAUUAUUGACUCAUAUCAAGAAAAAAUCCUCAAAAAUAUCCAAUAAAGAGAUCAUUGGACUGUAUACGAUGGGAGUUGGUAUUGCAAAACCCGAUUCAGAAGAACUGGCCACAAUGUACGCUAAUCGUUCGGCCAUCUUGUACGAGUAUGCCCGCUAUAACGAGUCUCUGGUAGAUAUCAAAAGAGCUUUGGAAAUCGGCUACCCAGAUAAAUUGAAAGCUAAUUUGUAUCUCGGUCGUGCUAAAAAUUUACUGGCGCUUGACAAUAAAAUCCGACCGGAAGUACAACAAGCUAUGGACGAAGCUUACAGAUGGAUGGGCAAAAUGGAUGCCCAUAAUGAAGAGAGAAUAAACGCGGCCUUGAUAAAUCUUCAGAGUCCAAAAUUUAGAGCCAAGUCAUUCAGAAAUUCUAACAAUAAUCGACAAAUUGACUUUAGAAUUAUGCUGCCAAAUAUUUCGACCGGAAAUUCUAAAAUACUUGGAGCAUCGGAUGCUAUUUCACUGAAGCAAUCUAGUGAAAAUGAAUUCUAUGUAGAAGCUACUAGAGAUAUUAAAUCUGGCGAAGGUCUGUUAGUUCACAAAUCUUACGCGUCAGUACUUGUCCAUCGUAAUUUUAAGACCCAUUGCUUACAUUGUUUCAAACGUAUUUUAUCUGGCAUACCCUGUCUGCGAUGUAUACAUGCCAUAUAUUGCAAUGAAAACUGUAGAGACAAAUCAUGGAAAGAGUACCAUGAUAUUGAGUGUCUUGUUAUUAGUACAAUGAUAGAAGAGAAUAUCCAUCAGUCGAAUUUGUUACUGAGUCUAAGAUUGACAGUUAAAGCUUUGAAGGAAGCGGGAACAAUUAAUGGGCUAAGAAAAAAAAUCGAACAACUAGAUUCGAUGGAUGAUUCAUUUAAUAAACGUUUUACCGGUGAUGUAUUCGAUUGUUCAAAAUACUGCAGUGUUUACACUUUGACAGAAUGGAAAUUUACUGCUGAAGAAUUGUCAGACUACUCAUUAAAAUCCGCCAAAAUAUUGUUAUAUCUAGCAGCGAUUACUGAAGUCUUUGGAAAAAAAAUAGAUGAUUUUAAUGAACUAAUGGGAAAUCAAUUGGCUCUUUUUAUUGGGGGAUUAAUUUUACGACACAUUUGUAUUAUUAGGGCGCAUUCCGUUGUUACAUCGACUCUUGAUUAUGAGAGUAAAGUGAUCGAUUAUUGUGAACAACUUUUUCCUAUGAUCAAUUAUUUUACUCAAAGUUGUGACCCAAAUGUCUACGUAUUUUACGCCGAAAAUACAUGUGUACUUUUUGCUCUCAAUCUAAUUAAACCAAAUGAUAAAAUAUGUAUUACUCAUUAUUCUUAUUUGAAAAUGAAAACCGCAGAAAGAAAAGAAAAAUUGAUGAAGAUAAAUAACAUUGAUUGUAAAUGUGUCGCUUGUGUCAAUGAUUGGGGUCCGGAUUAUAAAUAUCCAUCAGUUUUGGACCAACCGCUGCCUGCUGAUGUCAAACAACGGUUGACAGGUUAUAAAGAACGACUUGAAACUUAUUUAAACUCUUCUCCUAGUAGUUUUACAAGUACGCAAGAUGGAUACGAUUCUCUUCGUGAGAGAAUAACUCAUUUAAACAAGGCUAUUAAUACUUUUAGUCAAUACGCUAAUUAUCCGUGCCAAGAGUUGAUUGAUUGGAAAGACUUUAUUUGCACUAUGUAUGAUUCUCUUUGUCACACUUUUUUCCAUAUUAUUUGAAACACAAACAAUGUCGAAGGCUUUAUACAAGCAACAGUAUAUUACACACCUAAGGAGGAAAUUAGGACAUUUCAACCCUCGUGUAUAAUUGCCUACCCGAGCCGAAGGCAAACACGCGGAUUGGGACGUCCUACCUUCCUCCAAGGUAUGUAUGCUAUUUUUCACCAGACCUACACCUGACAGUUUAAAUUUUUGCCUCUGUUUGUGUGAAGAAUGGCGCAUGCGCUAAUUUUUUGCUCAGACUUUCUUCCCUCUAAACAAGGCAGGAAUUUAAACUUUCGGUGUGGGUAUGGUAAAAAAUGAAUUAAUACUCACUGGAGAUCUCCUACUUAUUUGAAUAAGUAUUUUUUAGAUAUUUUUACUAUGGGGCCGUUCGUAAAAUACGUUCGCAUGUAUGGGGCUGGAGGGGGUAUCGCUUACUUUGACAAUAGGGAUAGGGGUUCUAAGGAAACGCGACGUUCGCUGCUCAUUAAACAAUUUUGAAAAUUUUUUUUUAUAACAAUAGAAAGUCAUUAGUUUCAUAUUUUUGAAUAUAUCAAUAUUUCUAUGCAUAUAUUUUCAUAAUAGUGAUAGGAGGGUCACAGAAAAUGUGACAGCGUAACGAAGAGGGGUGGGGGUGUUAAAAGGUAAAAUAUUGUGUGACAUAUUUUCUGAACGGCCCCCACAUAUUUUUUUUUGUUAUUUUGUUAAACGUUUAAAAGUUUUUUUUUUCUUUUCAAGUAAUUUAUUAUUACUUUAGUUACUCUACUUACUCACCGGUUAAAAUGUUUUAAACAGUUUUCGGUAUAAAGAUAUUUUAUCAUCUAUUGUUAAAA